AUGGAUGACACUAACGACGAUAAUAAUGAUCCAACCAUUAAAAAACUUACAGAUAACAUACAAGAAGAUGUUAUGAACAAAUCGAGUAGUGAAACAUUAUUGAAUAUUGACGAAUUUGAAAACCAACAAGUUCUGCUUGAAAACAAAGAUAAAGAAAUGGAAGAAAAUCAUGUAUUAAAAUUGACAAUAAUAAACCUUGAAAUUAAAAGAUUAAAGAAGAAAAUGUCAAAAAAGAAUUUCAAAUUUGGGUUUCAUACCAAUUUUUUGGUUUUACAAUAUGCUAAUCUUAUCAGGGAAAGAGAUGAAAUUUUAAAAAAAGAAUUGGCAACCAAUGCUACAACUAACGAAAAUACAACUUCAGAAAGAAAAGAACUUGGGAAAAUUACUAAUACUUCAUCUCAAAGUUCAAACCUCAAAAAUGAAACCCCUUUCAAAUCUGUGAUUGUAACUCAUGAAGAACUCGUUAAAAGAUGGGAUAAAAUUAAGCAAGAAAAAUUGUCCAAAAAAGCUGCAGCUAAAGAAAAUACUACUUCAGAAAGAAAAGAACUAGAAGAUAUUACUAAUAUAUCAUCUCAACAUUAA
Messenger RNA from Lodderomyces pseudojiufengensis, 582 nucleotides. RefSeq lists its product as uncharacterized. The coding region runs from base 1 to 582 and encodes 193 amino acids. The transcript has a single exon. Lineage: Eukaryota; Fungi; Ascomycota; Pichiomycetes; Serinales; Debaryomycetaceae. The record is from RefSeq and is a predicted model, not a curated record.